AUGACGUCACUUUCAGACGACGAGCGGCAGAUGGUGGAAUCGCUCGGCUGGCCUGUGGAGCUGUUUGAAGAUCCGCGGAAGCGGCCUCGGCUGGUCCAAAGUCCGGAGGAGUUUGCACAAGCCUUACUCCUCGAAGACCACCUCGAGGACAUUGUCAUUCUGCAGGAUGGCCUGAAGAGGGCCGGCCUCGCAGAGAAUGAGGCCCUGCCACCAUGGCUCUCCAAAGCCCUGGAUGGUGCGGAAGGUUCAGUCCUCCGUUGCCUGCGGCAGCUGGCGCCGGCGGAGCUGGCAGCGCACAAGGCCGCCCUGGAAUUCCCCGACGACCGCGGAGUUCAGCGGGAGGCUUUGCCACGCCCGUACCCUUUCUGCCUCUGGGAUGAGACGGGCGCCACCAAACUGCCCGAAGCUGGUGCGCUGCCUGAGGCAUGGCGGGAUCUUUCGCAGCGCCUGGUGGCAGCCGAGGCCUUGAAGGCCAAAGGCGACCUGGAUGAGUCUCAUCUCUAUGUCUGCGAAUUCCGACGCCUGCGAGAGCGUGCAGCCAACACGGCUGCGGCUGGCUAUGGCUGCACGGAUCCAACGAAGAGCCUGUGCCUGCGUCAUGCGCGGGAUUGGCUUGGUGAACUUUCACGCUGGACGCUGUACUGGAACUGCUACGACGAUGGGAUCUUCAUCGGUGGCCGUGGAAGUGGCAAGGGGUUGCACGUGGACCAGGUGCUGUGGAGCAACAUCGGCAAGCAGUGGAGGGGCUACAAGCUGAUGGUCACUUGGCCAGCAGGCGCCGAGAGUGCGCAGCACGUGCGGGCGCUGCCGGACGCCCAUUUCCGGCCUCCGCUUGGGGAGCCCCAACUGGCGGCACUGAGGUCGGCCUCACGAAUCGCGCUGCUCCGCCCGGGUGACCUCUUCAUUUGCAGCGGUGGCGUGGCGCAUGCAACGGUCAGUGCAUCCAACGAGCUCACCGUGACGGGGUACGAGUCUCUGGUCUCAUUGCACCCGAGGCUGGUGGCCCAUCUCCUGGAGACUGGGUCAGUCUCCGGACCAUGUGCGCUCGACAAAGGCGUGAUGGAGUGCGAGGAGCUUCGAGAGCUCCGACUGUCGUUGCUCCAGCGGCUGAUGGCGCUGCUGCAGGAGCAGACCGCGUCCAAAGUGGCGACCUCCGAGAUCAAGUCUGCAGCUUCCUUUGGCACGCCGCUGUCGCUUCCAUGCCCGGCGCUGCGGCAGCAGCUGGCCAGCGCGGCCUCGCUGGUGGCAGCCGAUCCCAACUUUGCAUUGCUUGCCAAGGGGGUCGGCGUGUGUCGGCUGAUGGCAGCGAGCGACUUCCUGAAAGCGUCAGCUAAGGAGGCGUUUGGGUCGGAGCCGAGCCGGAAGC
Molecule: messenger RNA, 1366 nt
Organism: Symbiodinium natans
Lineage: Eukaryota; Dinophyceae; Suessiales; Symbiodiniaceae
Source: the annotation of a GenBank genome assembly